Molecule: messenger RNA, 1272 nt
Organism: Dioszegia hungarica
Lineage: Eukaryota; Fungi; Basidiomycota; Tremellomycetes; Tremellales; Bulleribasidiaceae
Product: voltage-dependent anion channel
Exons: 3
Coding region: 1-1272 (423 amino acids)
Biological process (GO): sulfite transmembrane transport; transmembrane transport
Cellular component (GO): plasma membrane
Molecular function (GO): sulfite transmembrane transporter activity
Source: RefSeq, a predicted model, not a curated record
AUGCCUAGACCCCCACCUUGUCCCUCUAAGACUGCCCGAUCCAUCGGGCAGCGUCUCAAUCAUGCCUGCCUCCACCUCACACCCUCCUUCUUCUCCCUCAACAUGGGCACCGGUAUCGCCUCGAUCCUGCUCUACAAUUUCCCCUACCCCGCCGAAUGGCUCCGCAUCCUCGGCAUCAUCGUCUUUGUCCUCAACGUACUGGUGUUUGCCCUACUGGCGGGCGGGAACCUGGCGCGGUACCUGCGAUUCAAGGGGCUGUUCAAGGCGACCGUGACUCACCCGGUUGCGGGUAUGUUUUGGGGAACAUUGCCGAUGGGCUUUGCUACCAUUGUUAAUAUGGUCGCGUAUGCGUGCGUGCCGGCCUGGGGAUUCCGAUGGGCCCAGCUCGCGCUUGGGCUUUGGUGGAUCAUGGCGCUGCUUUCUGUGCUGGUCAAUCUGGGGAUGCUGUUUGCCAUGUUCACUCGUCAAAAGCACACAUUCGAAAGCGUCGCAGCAGUCUGGCUGCUCCCAAUCGUCUCCUCGGUCGUCGCGGCCGCAUCGGGCGGGGUCGUCUCCGCGGCCAUUAUGCCCUUUUCACCCUCCCUCGCAUCGAGUACCCUCGUCGUCUCGUACAUCAUCUGGGGCACCGGCGUCCCCAUCGCAUGCUUCAUCAUCGCUCUCUGGCUAUAUCGUACCGUGAUCGGCGGCGUACCAGCGACAGCCGCCCUACCCAGCAUGUUCCUCCCUCUCGGACCAUGCGGGCAGGGAAGUUUCGGAAUCAUCCUCCUCGGUCGUACAGUCCGCGAGCUUGCCUACCAGCAUGAUGUCGGGCUCGCCACCCCAACCUCCUCUCCUUACGCCUCCACAUCGCUUCUCGGCGUCGCCGACGCCAUCUAUGCCGGUGGGCUCAUCACCGGCCUUGUUCUCUGGGGCCUGGGCCUUUGCUGGUACCUCCUCGCGCAUGCCGUCAUUAUCGACCAUGUCCUCCAACGACCCAAUCGGAACUUCUUCGCUCCUUCCCGCUUCUCGGUCGGUUUAUGGGCGUUCACCUUCCCCAUCGGUGUCUUUGCCACAGCUACCAAUAUCCUCGCGGUUGAGCUUGACUCGUCCGCCUUCAGGGUGAUUGGGGCGUUCUUGUCGGUCCAGGUGGUGGUUCACUGGCUGUACGUGUCGGCAUUGACGCUGUACAAGGUGGGGGAUGGGAGCAUCUUUGUGGCGCCCGAAGUGGCAGCGAUGGAGGGGAAGGUGUCGAGGCGGUUUGGGCCGCAGCGGGAGGAUCUUGAGAAGCAGUAG